Molecule: messenger RNA, 447 nt
Organism: Drosophila elegans
Lineage: Eukaryota; Metazoa; Arthropoda; Insecta; Diptera; Drosophilidae
Exons: 3
Coding region: 1-318 (105 amino acids)
Source: RefSeq, a predicted model, not a curated record
AUGCGAUUUGCCAGCUUGGACGGCAAGGAAGAGAAGCUGAUUUUUUUUCUCUUGAGUUCUGAAAGAUUAAGCCGGGUCGCCGUUAAUCGAAGGGUGGAAGAGUAUGUAACAGGUAGAAAUAAGUGUUCCCGACCCCAUAAAAAAUAUAUAUUCUUGAUCAGGAUCAAUAGCCGAGUCGAUCUAGCCGUGUCCGUCUGUGCGUCCGUCUGUAUGAACGUCGAGAUCUCGGAAACUAUAAGAGCUAGUGAUUUGGGACUUGGCAUGCAGACUCUGGUAGUUCCCAGGCAGCACAAGUUUGCGGAGCCACGUCCACUCUAACGCCCACAAAUCGUGAAAGUAUGUACUGUCGCUCUAAAACCUGUUAGAACAACCUUCUAAGUUGUUGUUGUGUUUGCGUUUCGGUCAUAUCUAUCGGUAAACCCAAUUUUUAAAAUCGAGCUAAUAUUU